AUGUCAGACGAAAUAUCCAAAAAGUUAAAGGCCAUUUCACAGAAAAUCACUGGCAAGCACAGUGGUGAUGAUGAGUCUGGAAUCGAUUCGAGGAAUCCAACGCCGUUUCCGGGUCAGGAGGAUGAAGAUGCCCAUCAGAAAAAGAAGCAGGUGGCGUCCGAUUCAAUUGCCCCUGACGCGGACGCCCCAGAUGCAAGCGCGCCAGAUGCGCAAGAUCCCCUUACACGGUCGAAGCCAAGAACUAAAUCGUUUCUAGAAAGUGAUGGAAUCGACGAACUAAAACCCGCCGCCCGUAAGCAUCGUGUCUCGUCACUUUCCCUUAGUGACCAGUGGAAGCUGCAGGAUUUGCAACCCCUCACCUCACUCGAAAACGCAGGAGGUUCCAGUAUCACCUCGCCACGCUCUUCCCGUCGCCCUUCUGCACCAAGUAUCCGCACGCACAGAACUGUAAUUGAUCAUGAGCGUGUUGCAUCUUACGCGUUUGCGUUUGAUAUCGAUGGUGUUAUUGUGCGUGGGCCAGAAACUAUCCCAGAGGCCCGUGAGGCCCUUCGUAUGCUAAAUGGUGCGAACAAGUAUAACAUUAAAGUUCCUUACAUUUUCAUCACUAACGGUGGAGGGCGUUCUGAAAAAGCUCGUUGUAAAGACCUGUCUCAAAGACUUGGCAUAACCGUCACUGAAGAUCAGGUGAUUCAAGGCCACACACCUAUGAAAGAUCUUGUUCCUGUCUAUAAGAAUGUCUUGGUUGUCGGUGGUGUCUUGGACUCUUGUCGGAAAGUGGCACAGGGCUAUGGUUUCCAACAUGUUUAUAUCCCUAUUGAUAUCAUGAAUUGGAAUCCUAGCGUCACUCCUUAUUAUCAACUAUCCGAAGAGGAGAAGGCAAUUGCAGUUGACGCAGACUUCUCAAAGAUAUCUAUUGAUGCGAUCUUGGUGUUUGCCGACUCUAGAAACUGGGCGGCAGACCAACAGAUUAUCUUGGAACUUUUGUUGUCUAAGAACGGUGUUAUGGGAACAGUUUCCGAAACUGCUGAAGAAGGCCCUGGAUUGUAUUUUGCACACUCUGAUUUCGUGUGGGCCACUGAUUAUGGUUUGUCUCGUUAUGGUAUGGGUGCUCUGCAAGUGUCAAUUGCCGCCCUGUAUCAGGAACAUACCGGUAAAGAAUUACAAGUAACAAGAUUUGGUAAACCUCAACGCGGUACUUUCCGAUUCGCUGAAAAAGUGCUAUCCAAUUGGAGAAAGAAUACUCUUGAAGAACACGUCGAAAAUCUUCAUUUAGAGGAACAUGGAAAUGCGGAUGAAUCUCCAUUCGUUUCCGACUCUGAAGACGAUGAUGAUUCUAGCGAUUCGUCGGUUAGUGAAGAUCUAACAAUUGAAAAAGGUUCCAAGCUACUUUUGGAUCUUCCUCCUGCCUCAACGGUCUACUUUGUAGGCGACACUCCAGAAUCUGACAUAAGAUUUGCAAACUCUCAUGACUCUUCGUGGUUUUCUAUUUUGGUGAAGACUGGUGUAUACCAAGAAGGUACCACGCCCAAAUACAAGCCUAGACAGAUCUGUGAAAAUGUUUUAGAAGCUGUCAAGUUCGCCAUCGAAAGAGAACACAAGAAGGAGCUCGAGGAGUGGAACGCUUCAGCCAUUGACGCUCCAGUGGUUGAAGAAACCUACGUCAAAGAAACCUCUCAUAAAUGA
Lachancea fermentati is the source of this 1683-nucleotide messenger RNA. NCBI's taxonomy places the organism in Eukaryota, Fungi, Ascomycota, Saccharomycetes, Saccharomycetales, Saccharomycetaceae. The record is from the annotation of a GenBank genome assembly.